Molecule: messenger RNA, 576 nt
Organism: Drosophila erecta
Lineage: Eukaryota; Metazoa; Arthropoda; Insecta; Diptera; Drosophilidae
Product: ejaculatory bulb-specific protein 3
Exons: 2
Coding region: 109-474 (121 amino acids)
Source: RefSeq, a predicted model, not a curated record
AAAGCGAGGCCAGCGGGCAAACUGCUCGCAAUCCAAGUUGCGCCUUUAAACGCACCACAGCUGCACAGGAGUCACCAAAAGCCACCGGAAGAAAGACAAUCCUUCAAGAUGAAAGCCUCGCUAGCUCUCGUGUUUUGUGUGGUUGCCGGUCUUGCGGCCGCCGCUUCUCAGCAGCAGUACACUAACAAGUUUGAUAACGUCAACGUGGAUGAAGUCCUAAGCAACAACCGAGUAUUGAAUAAUUACCUCAAGUGCCUGAUGGAAAAGGGCCCAUGCACAGCGGAGGGCCGUGAGUUAAAGCGCCUGCUUCCCGACGCUCUGCAAUCCGACUGCUCGAAGUGCACCGAUGUCCAGCGAAAAAACUCCGAGAAGGUAAUCACCUUCCUUCGCGUCAACAAACCCGGCGAGUGGAAGCUGCUCCUGAACAAGUACGAUCCCAAGGGCAUCUACAGAGCAAGGCAUGAGGGACACUAAGCGCUUUGCUUGUCCAGCAUCUGUUGCUAAAUGCACUCAUUUUACAUGAACCUUAUUUAAAUCACAGAUCCAAAGUAAAGAUUUUAGUUUUUUAUACCUAAA